Messenger RNA from Egretta garzetta (little egret), 2722 nucleotides. It is a transcript of the gene UBXN2A, whose product is annotated as UBX domain protein 2A. The coding region runs from base 1474 to 2355 and encodes 293 amino acids. Lineage: Eukaryota; Metazoa; Chordata; Aves; Pelecaniformes; Ardeidae. Gene Ontology annotation, biological process: autophagosome assembly; proteasome-mediated ubiquitin-dependent protein catabolic process; nuclear membrane reassembly. Gene Ontology annotation, molecular function: ubiquitin binding. The record is from RefSeq and is a predicted model, not a curated record. The transcript is spliced from 7 exons. Gene Ontology annotation, cellular component: nucleus; cytosol.
AACGCCCAGCCCUCCCAGCCAGCUGCAGAAAGAGCGUUUAUGCUGUGACUUUUACCUGAGCACAUCAGUCACGUUCAGGCCAUGAGGGCUGAUGCUCGUCUUGCUUUUAAUUUGCACUUGCCAUUUCUCCGGAGCUGCCGGUGUCUUUGCUGCGCGGUGCAGUUGUCAGUCGUAGUUUCCGUGCGGUGACGGACUGCGCUCUGCUGUGAGCAGUUCUCAGCUUGAGAAGUUUACUUUCUGGCGAAGUUAGUAAGGCAGGCUCUCGUGGGGGAGAGGGGGCUCUGUGCGCUCGCUUGAAUGUGUCUGUUCUUCAGAGCAAAGAAAGCAUCAAAGGUAGUUUCUGUCUUGUUUUUCUUGCGUUCAGCUAACUGGAUGCUUGGGCUCAACAAUAUUAGGCACGAAAAUACCUGCCAAAACUAGGGUGUCUGUAACUCCAUAGGUGAGAGCUGCUUGUUUCAAAGAGCUGGUGGUGAAGGGCCACAGCUGGGUCGGUGGCCUGUCCCCCGCAGAGCUGGUCACAGGGAUGGAGAGCCCGUGAGGCGGGAGAAGCUGAUCUCCACCAGGAAAGCCCAGGAGUAUCCUACCACAGCUAACAGAUGGAGCUGUGGUAGGCUGCUGGCAGCUUCCGCUUCUUCCCUUGUUUUAAGUUUCCAGAGGUGGAAGUUCAGUUUUGUGCUACUUUUUAUCACAGACACAAAAAAUACGUACCAAAGCUCUUAAUGUUUUACGCGACAUCUAGGGAUGUCUGUCAAAAGUUGUCAGGAGGCGUUUGUGGGAGUUGGCUUGCUGAGCUAAAGUGCUCGCAGUGCAGUCUGAUCGCUAUCUCCUAAUGGCUUUUUGGUCAUAAUAAACAUCAAUAUGCUGUAUAGGCUGAUUUUUUUUUACCUUGAUAUAUUAACACAGACAUUUCUUCUAAGUGUAAUUGCUGUUGUACUUUAGAAGGAACAGCGACUUUCACAGCUGACCAGUUUCGAAUACUAUUCAUGCACAUUUGAGGCCAACCUAAUGUAGCAAAAGAAUUAAUUUGAAGAGCUGCUUUCAUUGUGUCUGUCUCUCUUUUAACAGCUCUGAUGACAAGUCACAGAGAAUCAACAAAAGCAGAUGGCUGGAGGUGGCUUUUGUUGCUUUGGGGAGUAGUCUAUUGAACGGUGAAAGAUUAGAAGACAAGCACAUUAACACGAAACACAAAAACUUAUGUUGUGCUAAAUUGUAUUAAAACUUCAUUUGGGAGAAGUUUGAAAAAUUGUGGGGUUUAAGCACUCUUAAAUUCACUAUACUUACUUGAUACUGAAAGUUCAUUUUUUCCAAGUCGAGAUACGAAGUUCCAAGCACAGCAAUCAGAGAUGCUCAGAAGGUCAUAAUGUACCAGCAGAGGUUUGCCUGAUUAUGUAUAAUGCUCUGGCAGAACAUUCAUGGGGACAAAAAGAAGACUGUACCGCAUCUUGUGUGACAUGUCAAAGGUGAAGCAUCAGAAUGAAAGACAUGGACAAUAUCAAAACUGUAAAGAAAGAAUGGAUGUGUAAAUCAGGAACCGAUGGUCAGAUUUUGAAUGGUACAGAACAAAACCGUGACUACUUUGUAGAUAACCUUUUUGAAGAAGCUCAGAAGGUUGGCGCUAUAUGUAUGCCCCCAACUACAGUCAAGACCCAGGUUGAUGUAAUCAUUAAACUUUGGAAAAAUGGGUUUACAGUAAAUGAUGGUGAACUUAGGAGCUACUCUGAUGUUGCAAACCAGCAGUUCUUGGACUCCAUCAAAAAAGGGGAACUGCCUUUUGAGCUACGAAAAGUUUUUGAUAAGGAGGAGGUAGAUGUGAAAGUGGAAGAUAAAAAAGAUAAGGUGUAUUUGUCAUCGAAAAAGCCAAUGUUUCAUCCCUUUUCUGGACAUGGUUACAGAUUAGGAAGUGCUACUCCAAGGAUAAUCUCUAAAGUAAAAGAUGAUCAUCAAGGACCUGACAACAAAAGACACCUGCCUUUAGUACCCUUAAAUGAUUUGGAGCCUAUCACUAACAUCCAGAUCUGGUUAGCUGAUGGGGAAAGGAUAAUUCAGAAAUUCAAUGUUUCUCACAGAAUAAGCCACAUCAGAGACUUCAUAACCAAGUAUCAAGGAUCAGAGGGAAGUGUUCCCUUCACACUGACUACUUCGCUGCCGUUCCGAGAGCUACGAGACGAGACACUCACACUAGAGGAAGCAAAGUUGAAAAAUGCUGUUGUUGUUCAGAGACUUCAGAAAACAACUGAACCUUUCAGACUCUUAGUGAUAAAAGCAUCUGACAAUGACUAUAAAACUGCUGCUACACCUAAUGGACAGCUCAAGAAUGAGCAAAAAAAUGCUAUCAAAAGUACAAGAUCAAAUUAGCUUUUAGCUGGCCAAAAGCUACAUGCAGGUGGAACUAGACAAAACCAAAAAUGUAACCAGCAAUAUCUGGAUGCGCUCUCAUCCUCACGUACUGUGCUCUUAGAGCAAAAUGUGUGCUGUGCUAUCAUCUGCUAUAAUAGGAGUAUUUUUAACUGAAUCUGGUGGUCAGAGCCUGGCUAAAUAAUGUAGCAGAGGUAACUGUACAACAGGUCAUCCUUAGAAUUUCCUUAGGUAGAAAGCUUCUUAGUUCUUUAAUGAGUGUAUUUAGGCAGAGACUUAAUUACUACUGAUAGCACCUUUUAAGGAAGAAUAGUAUUUAUUUUUGCACUUUGGACUACUGAACUGAUUUCUUUCACUUACAUUUCGG